AUGUCUACCCCGACAGACACACCUAUUCCAGAAUCAUCGGCGGAGCGGUCCAGAUGGGCUUGCACGCCGUGCAGACAGCGAAAGGUGAAAUGCGACUCAACCCUGCCUGCAUGUUCGACAUGCGUGGCGAAGGAGCUGGACUGCGUCUACUCCCACAAACGGCUCCGCGCGCCCACCAGCAGAAAGUCAGGUUCUAGCUCCCGUGCUGGUAUGAUCAGGAGACUACAGCAGGUUGAGCAGAUGGUGCAAAGCUUGACACCCGGCAACAAGGUCGAAAACGUUGCUCACCUGCCGAGCUCGAGACAGCUCCACGUCUCUCCACUGGCCCACCUGGGGUUCGAUACUCUGUGCGAAGAGUCGUACGUAACGAGUCCCGAUGUGUUGUACCGUCUCAUAUGCCGCGACGCACUGCCGAUGGCUAGAAUAGGAGCGCCUGAUCAGCCAGUUGCUAAGUUCCAAUAUCAGAGCUCAUGCUGCAUUUUUGAUGUUCUUCACAUCAAAUGCGUAGAUUACAUGAUCGGCAACCAAACGUUUAGCAAGCUGUGCAGCAGAUCGCUGCAUCCAAAUUUCCCAAGUCUUAAUCUUUCAGUGGGGCCGAUGCAUCCUUUACCAAUGCUAGACACGGCACUGCAGUGUCUCAGAAUCUUCCAAGAGUCGGUGAACAGCGACUUCCAGUUCUUCCGAAAUGAGGAGAUGGAGGGCGUAUUGCAGAACUAUGUUCAAGGACAGUCUUGUCCAAGUCAGGGUGUCUACGCAGCCAUCAGCAUGGUUUGUGCAUGCGCCUCGUGGACGUUGCAUGGCGCUCAGAAUGCGAUGACGGAAAGGCUUGUGGAGAACGCCAUGCGGGUGCUGCCUGGUAUCAUGAUGGAGGUACCCGACACAUUGGCAGUUGGCACGCUGCUCUUGAUGAACUAA
Colletotrichum siamense is the source of this 915-nucleotide messenger RNA. Its product is annotated as Lactose regulatory protein LAC9. The record is from RefSeq and is a predicted model, not a curated record. Lineage: Eukaryota; Fungi; Ascomycota; Sordariomycetes; Glomerellales; Glomerellaceae. The coding region runs from base 1 to 915 and encodes 304 amino acids. Gene Ontology annotation, biological process: regulation of DNA-templated transcription. Gene Ontology annotation, molecular function: DNA-binding transcription factor activity, RNA polymerase II-specific; zinc ion binding. The transcript has 6 exons.